Messenger RNA from Fusarium vanettenii 77-13-4, 528 nucleotides. RefSeq lists its product as uncharacterized. Gene Ontology annotation, cellular component: nucleus; cytoplasm. The annotation marks the transcript as partial. The record is from RefSeq and is a predicted model, not a curated record. Gene Ontology annotation, molecular function: protein binding. The transcript has 2 exons. Lineage: Eukaryota; Fungi; Ascomycota; Sordariomycetes; Hypocreales; Nectriaceae.
CUAGUGGCGGAAAAAAGCGUAGAGGUAGACCGGAAAGAUGCCAAGGGACGCACUCCCCUGUCAUUUGCAGCAGAGGGUGCUCACGAAGACGUGGUGGAAGCCCUGCUCAUGAAUGAAACAGUCAACCCCGACUGCCGAGACAACCAGGGGAGAACGCCACUCUCUCGAGCGACGGGCAGGAGGAGCGGACACAUAGACAUGGUUGAGUUGUUGCUUUCCCAGCCUGGGAUAGAGCCACACAAGAGGGAUUCUCAAGGCUGGACGCCGUUGGCUAUGGCGGCCUUGAAAGGUCACGCGGCCAUCGUUGAGAGGCUCUUGACGGUCGAAGGUGCCGACCCAAACUCUCGGGAUAUAAGAGGCUGGACACCGCUGCGUAUGGUCGCCACAGCAAAGUACAGUUCCAUUGGCACUGUGAGGGCGUUGCUACGGGCAGAAAACAUCAAUCCAGACACCCCAGAUCUCGAGGAGAGAACGCCACUAUCAGUGGCAUGCGAAUACUUCAAAUUGGAGUUGGUCGACCUCCUCCUC